CUCUUUCUCUUUCAGGUCCAACACCAUGAGGAAGAGCUGGGCUGCCUGGUACUGGGCCGUGGUGCUCCUGGUUGCUCUCGUCAGCGAGCCUGCCUUUUGCCGCAGGGGAGGAGGGAGAGGAGGCGGCGGCAGCGGGGGCAGCAAAAGCGGAGGGUCAUCGCGCGGCGGGUUCCACUCUCUGCCAAAGAGCAGCAGCAGCAGCAGCAGCAGCAGCAGCAGCAGCGGGCAAAGCUCCAGCGGCAGCCGCGGCGCGAAGAUGGCAGGGGCUGCAGCAGUGGGGGCAGCGGUGGGAUACGGCCUGAGCUCCCUCGGGAGGUCUCGCUUCUCCCGCGGAGGGCACGGCACUUCCUCAGCCGGCAAGCAUAUGUCGCAGCCCGGAUUCCAGAACCCCAACUGGUCGGAUCCCAUGAUGGAAGGCGGGCUCUACAGCCAAGCGCCCAAGGACCGCCGGGCAGGGACCCUCCUGACCUUCUCCCCGGUGGUGUGGGGGGUCACCUGCCUCCUGCUCCAGGGCUGAGGCAGAGCCCUGUCGCCCCCAGAGA
Lacerta agilis (Sand lizard) is the source of this 542-nucleotide messenger RNA. RefSeq names its product keratin, type II cytoskeletal 1-like. NCBI's taxonomy places the organism in Eukaryota, Metazoa, Chordata, Lepidosauria, Squamata, Lacertidae. The record is from RefSeq and is a predicted model, not a curated record. The transcript has a single exon. Bases 26 to 517 code for a protein of 163 amino acids.